CGUUACAGUAGUAGGGCACUGGAGGAGCACCGAGGGAUUCUCAGGCAGAGGCUGCUGGCACGUACCCGGUACCCAUCGCGGAUCCGUACUCCUCCAGGACCGAAGAAAUGCUUCUUUCUCUGGGCUUGACAUAAACACCACUCCCGAUUACAAUGGCCCCAAAUUCCAUCCACUGGUUCCGUAAGGGACUGCGCCUCCAUGACAAUCCGGCACUCCGGGAGGCGGUGCGGGGGGCUGGCACCGUGCGCUGCGUUUACUUCCUGGACCCGUGGUUCGCAGGCUCGUCUAACGUCGGGGUCAACAGGUGGAGGUUUCUGCUCCAGUGUUUAGAAGAUUUGGACGCAAGUCUCCGAAAACUCAACUCCCGCCUUUUUGUCAUCCGGGGCCAACCAGCAAACGUUUUCCCGCGCCUCUUCAAGGAGUGGAAGAUUUCCCGGCUGACCUUUGAGUACGACUCAGAGCCGUUCGGGAAGGAGCGGGACGCUGCCAUCAAGAAGCUGGCCAUGGAGGCGGGGGUGGAGGUCAUCGUCAAGAUAUCACACACACUCUACGACCUGGACAAGAUCAUCGAGCUGAACGGCGGACAGCCUCCUCUCACCUACAAGCGUUUCCAGACGCUGAUCAGCCGGCUGGAUCCGCCCGAGAUGCCGGUGGAGACGCUGUCGGACGCGCUGAUGGGCGGCUGCGUCACGCCCGUCUCCGAGGACCACGGGGAAAAGUACGGCGUCCCGUCGCUGGAGGAGCUGGGCUUCGACACCGAGGGCCUCCCUUCAGCUGUGUGGCCUGGAGGAGAGACUGAAGCUCUGACUAGGAUAGAGCGCCACCUGGAGAGAAAAGCGUGGGUGGCUAACUUCGAGCGUCCCCGGAUGAACGCCAACUCGUUGCUGGCCAGCCCCACCGGCCUCAGCCCCUACCUGCGCUUCGGCUGCCUCUCCUGCCGCCUCUUCUACUUCAAACUCACCGACCUCUACCGCAAGGUAAAAAAGAACAGCUCUCCUCCGCUCUCGCUGUACGGACAGCUACUGUGGCGCGAGUUCUUCUACACCGCGGCUACCAACAACCCGCGCUUUGACAAGAUGGAGGGAAACCCCAUCUGCGUCCGCAUCCCGUGGGACAAGAACCCCGAGGCGCUCGCCAAGUGGGCCGAGGCCAAGACCGGCUUCCCCUGGAUAGACGCCAUCAUGACUCAGCUGAGGCAGGAGGGCUGGAUCCAUCACCUGGCCCGGCACGCCGUGGCCUGCUUCCUCACCAGAGGAGACCUGUGGAUCAGCUGGGAGGAAGGGAUGAAGGUUUUCGAGGAGCUGCUUCUGGACGCAGACUGGAGUGUGAAUGCGGGCAGCUGGAUGUGGCUGUCCUGCAGUUCAUUCUUUCAGCAGUUUUUCCACUGCUACUGCCCCGUGGGCUUCGGCCGGCGCACCGACCCCAACGGGGACUUCAUCAGGCGAUACUUACCUGUUCUCCGAGGUUUUCCCGCCAAGUACAUCUACGACCCCUGGAACGCCCCAGAGUCCGUUCAGGCGGCAGCCAAGUGUAUCAUCGGAGUCCAUUACCCGAAACCCAUGGUGCACCACGCGGAGGCCAGCCGGCUCAACAUCGAGAGGAUGAAGCAGAUCUACCAGCAGCUGAGCCGAUACAGAGGCCUGGGUCUGUUAGCUUCUGUCCCCUCCACAAACGGGAACGGAAACGGAGGAAUGAUGGCCUACUCUCCUGGAGAGCAGCAGUCAGGGACCAACAACAACAAUUCACAUUUGCCUGGAGUGUCAGGAAGCUCGGUGGCCACAGGGAGCGGCAGCGGGAGCAUUUUAUUUAACUUUGACAACGAAGAACAGACGAGACCCAGCAACGUUGGACAACAGCAACAGCAGCGACUUCACACACUGCCACAGAACCAACAUCAGCAGCAACAUGCAGGAUACCACUCAGUGCCAGACGCCAGCCAGAACAUCACCAGCAGCCGACUCUUUCAUGAGUUUGCUGUGCCUCAACACCCAGGCCUCCUCCUGCACACCAGGGGCAGCGGCAUCACAGGAAAGCGAGAGCGCGAGUCGGAACGGGAAGCGUCGGGGGAAGAGGAGCCGGCGUCCUGCUCUGUGAACAAAAUGCAGAGACAGAGUGCAGAGACAUCUUAGGCCUGGUGGAGACGAGACGACUUGAAAACACGUUAGCAUCACCAUCCUGUCGGAUGUUUGAGGAAAAGCCCAACGUCGCCUCCUGAGCUCCAUCCAGACACGACGACCUGCCUGUCGAUCUCAACGCACCACAACUGUGUGUCUUUUUUUUUUUUUUCAAAGCUCCCAGAGGUAUAAACACAAAGGUGAAAAUGGGAUGAUUUUUUAAAUCCAAUGACAAUUUCUUUUUUUUUUUUUUAAGAAAUUGGUUCUUUCAGGUGGGACAGCAUGAGAAGAAUGUGCAAAACGCCUCAAACCUACGUCUUGGUUAAAAUGUUUGCAAAAAAAUAAGUUUAAUUAACAAGAAAAAUAACAAAAAAGCACUUACUUGUCUUAAAACUGCUGCCACCAGCCAAUAUAAACUGUACAGGUACUGAAUUGCAGCUAUAAUUGUGAUAAUGGAUUUAUUUUUUCUCCCUUUUACAGUAAAACUACCUAAGACACUAAAUCCCACCCAUCAGUUUUACAUCUUCACAGCAAAAUAAUGCAGUUUUAAUAUUUGUUUUAUGCACCGGAGCAAAAUUUGUUUUAUUUUAUUUAAUAAAAAUGUGGACAUCUAAAAAUGAAGGACAGUUUUCAUUUAAAUAUACAGAACUCUGAGGGUUUUUUUCUUAAAUCAAUAAAAGUAUACGUUUUGACAGCGACAACCAGGCAGGUACUUUCAGGGACUUUAUAGAAAUAAUCCAAGUACUUUCUCAGUUCACCUGUUGUUAGUUUGCAUUCAUUCGAGGUCCAACUGGUCGUUUUUUUGUUUUGUUUUGGUUUUUCUUUAGUCUGCCGCUGCCUGCUUGGUGUAAGAGAUUAUUUGUUGGCAGCUGGUGACUGAAGGUUUAUUUUUGUUUGGAGGUUUUAAGGCACAAAGCACAGGAAUCUAAUUACACAAUGUGUAACGAAGCACCUCAGACCAGCUCCAUUCUUCAUCUUGGAUUGUUUUUACAGUGUGUUACUACAGAUUACUUCGAAGAUUGCUUUUAACUUGGUUGUUUAUGCUGUAAAAAAAAAAAUAAAAAAAAGAAAAGAAAAAUGUUUUAAAGAUGUGAAAUUUUCCAUGAAAAAUCUUUUAGGGUUCCUUUACUUUUGUUUUUUUAUUUAUUCUCAUAGAUGUCAUUGUGAGUCACCCACAUCACAAACAAUAACUAUAAAAAGAUUUGUAAAUAUGGGUUUAGUUCAGUGAAAAACAGUGAUAACGGAUUAUUUCAAAGCAGUUUAAAAAGCUAUUCAAAUUAAAUACCUAGCAGCCAAUUUAAUUAUACCUGUAAUCAAUCUUUUCCUUUUCCUUUCACAAUGCCACUAUUAUCCUCACACCAUCUGUCUUCAUGUCUCCCUUUGCCACUUUCUCCAAAUCUCUCAUCAUGGCAGAUGUAAACUUUUUCUUUUUCUCCUGCAGCUGUCUCUUACAUCACCUCUGAAACUCUUUACCUCCACCUCUCCCACCUACACUCACCAUUCACCAGCUUUGAAUGCCUCAGCAGUCUGUUUAAACUCAUCAACAUUUGUCCUGUUAUUGCUGACUUCCAGUCUUCUUCCACCUGCUUGCUGGACUCUCCCAGAAAAAAA
Messenger RNA from Xiphophorus maculatus (southern platyfish), 3725 nucleotides. Its product is annotated as cryptochrome-1-like. Gene Ontology annotation, molecular function: DNA binding; FAD binding. The transcript has 15 exons. The record is from RefSeq and is a predicted model, not a curated record. Lineage: Eukaryota; Metazoa; Chordata; Actinopteri; Cyprinodontiformes; Poeciliidae. Gene Ontology annotation, cellular component: cytoplasm; nucleus. Bases 153 to 2129 code for a protein of 658 amino acids. Gene Ontology annotation, biological process: entrainment of circadian clock by photoperiod; negative regulation of DNA-templated transcription; circadian regulation of gene expression.